AUGUUUCGAAUAGUGUUUAUUUGUAUCGCAUUUGUUACUCAUUAUUUGGUUGAAAGUGUUGUAAUUGAAUAUCCACACAAUAAGCAGAUUGAAGAACGUAUAAGAAAAGAUAUCGAUUCGAUUGAUUCCAUUUUUCGUUAUUAUAUUGUGCCACGGGAAAUUCAGUUUCAUGCAAGUGCAAUUACAAAUGGUUUACCGUAUUUUCUACUAUGUAAAGGAUCGCAGAAGUCAAUUAAUUUGACUGUUCCAAUAUCUGCAGUUAAAGAUUUAUCCCUCACUACUGAUGAUAAAACUCAUACAAUCACGGCUAAAUUACACAAAAAUCAAUCUAAUAUAAAUCUUGUUGGACGUUACACAUGUUCAGAAAUAAUUAAAGAUAAAAAUUAUGAAACAACUGUUCAUGUAUUUAUUCGAGAUAAAAAUUCUGUAUUCACUAAAAGCCUUCAUUCGAAAAUAUUCAAACAAACUGGUAUUCACUUCUUCAAUAUACCAUGCCAAACUACAAAUUGGUAUCCAAAAAUGUCAUGUCCAAUGGCAAUCAAUCGGGGAAAAUGUAAAUUACGUAAAUGUAAUUUACGAGAACGUCAAAGAAAAGAACUUAAAUGUGAUUUACCUUUAUGUGAUGAGCAAGAUCGAUGCAUUCCAGUUUAUUAUACACCAUCGGACUUGAAACCAAAAAAAGUGUUUUUUGAUCCACAAAUUGGUUUUGCUCUGGAAAAUCCAACAAUACCGAAUGGCUUGACUGAUUUUACUUGUAGGAGUAAUUAUACGCUCAGUAAAGAAGUGAAAAUUCCAUUCGAUUCAUCACCUCCUGAUUAUGUACGAAUUCAUCAAUCAAGUUUAAGUAUCAUGAGUGACGAAACAUUAAGACUAUCUUGUGAAAUUCAAUACGGAACAAAAAUUAAUAGAAAAAUGCCAACACUUUUUUGGUUCGAAGAUAUUUAUAAUCUUAAUUUAAUAUUAAAUCAUACAGAAAAACCUGUAUUUAAUCUCAAAACACAAGUCUAUAAUAGAAAUAGUUCAAUAACACUGCGUGGUUUUAAACCUAAACAUGUUUAUCGAUUUUACUGCGUACGUGUAUCUGACCAUGGACUUUACUCACAUUCGAUUGAUAUCAGUUGUGUUAAUACACCAGUACUCGAUGUCGAAAUCGAUUUAAAUGAGUCUAAUGUUGAUAAGAAACUUUCCUAUGGAUCAAGUAGUGUCUAUGACAUAAGUAUUUAUACUGUUCCGCGUUCAUCUGUGAUCAUCGAACUAUCACGUGAUGGAAUUUCACUAGCAAAUGAUAAACGCUUCGAGAUAUUAUCUACAAAUAAUCAAGAAAAUCAAUAUUUCGAAUAUGUAUUGAAAAUACAUAAUAUAACAUAUGAAGAUGAAAAAGAUUUAAAAAUAACUGUUAAAUCAUCGCUAUUAGAAAAGACAGAAAUCAUUAAGCCGACUAUAAUCGGUGAUCCGGUCGGUCAAUUUUCAUUUACUACUGAACAAGAAUUUUCAGCGAUUCCAUGGCGCGAUGAAACUAAUUUACGUAUUUAUUCUUAUGGUGUUUCCGAAUAUGAUUCAUAUCGUAUUGUUUGUACAAUCCGUCAUCGAUCCGAUAUAAAACAACCAUUGAAUGUAUAUAUUCAAUAUUCUACUUGUUCCAUUGAUGAUUGUUUAUCGAAUUUAAUUGAUAAGACAUGUCAAAUAUCGUCAAGAACAACUUUGAUGAAGACUAUAUCGAACCCUAUAAAUAAUUAUCAAACACAAUUUGUAAGUAAUCACUCGCAUAAACUUACUGCUUCAUCGAUUGGACAUCAAUAUUUGUGUUGUUAUCAAGAAAAUGGUUUAAUUAAUAUCGCUAAAGGAAUAACAAUUUUAUCACGUAAUCACAAUAUGUUUUAUGCAAAUCGGCCAGAAUUUAGUUUAGUUAAGGGUGAUAUUUUAACAUAUAGUUGUGAAGGGCAUCAGUUGAUUUAUAAUAAUCUUCAAAUGAUUUAUAAUGAUGGUUAUUCGACAUAUGAAAGAACUUAUUUCGAUAAUGAGUGGCAUCUAAAAGGAACUAAUCAAGUGAAACGCAUCGAUAUACGUUGGAAUUCAACAAUAAAUCAAUAUAUUCGAACUAUGAAAAUUGAAGUAAAAACAUCACCAUUAGAAAUGACUGAUAAUAAUAAAUACUUUCAAUGUAUUGGUCUAUCGAAACAAACAAAUAUUAUUCCAAAUGCAAAAGAUACAUAUUCCAUCAAUAUUGAUAAUCCAUUACCAUUGCAAUUUAAAAACUAUUUACAAACAGUAUCUCAUUUAAAUCGAAAAUCAGGUGAUAAUGUUGAAUUCGAUUGUAAAUUCGAUGGAAGACCAAAACCAAAAGUAAGUUGGUUUAAAGGAAAAGUACAUCUAAAUAAUCAAGAUUCAACAUUGAAGCUUGCUGAUAACAAUGAAAGCAUUACAAUUAAUCGUCUUCAAGCAUCCGAUACUGGCUAUUAUACAUGUGAAUUAAACAAUGGUCAUGAUAGAAUACUUCGACGAAGUUUUGAUUUACGUGUUCAAGGUACGAAUACACAUUCAAAGUUUGGUCGUUUAACCGGUAUAUUUGUUCUGAUAUCAAGUGUCAUUGUUCUGAUGAUGCUGAUUUUAUUAAUAACAGUGGGAACAAAAUAUUUUCAAAUGAAACGCAUUGUUAAUAAAAGUAUUUUUUCCGAACACCAAUCCAUCGGUCCCGAAGAUAAAUCUCAAUCAGCAAUGAGUCAAUUAACUCGAAUACCAUUGCCAGAUAACUUUGCUUCGACACAUCAAAUUCGUACAUUACUUGGCUAUGUCAAUGGCGAUGAUCUACCGGCAACAAGCGAUGAUUUCAAAGAAUUAGGCCGUGGUCAAUUCGGUGUUGUUUAUCAAGUACGUUUACCCGAAGUAGGUCUCGUUGCAGCUAAAACUUUGCCUGAUACAAUACGUCAAAUUAAACAUGGUCGAAAUAAAAGUAAGAAAAAUCAUGAUUGGGAAGAGAACCAAGGAAUGAUAUCAAACCAUGAAAUCCGAAAGAAAAAAGCUGCAGAAAUGUUAAUUGAUGAAAUAAAAGUUAUGAAUAAAGCUGGUAAACAUGUAAAUAUUGUUGCAUUGAAAAAAGUUGCUUAUCCCGAAACAAGAUUUAAACUUUUAUUUCAUGGUGGACCGAUUCGAGAUGAAGAUUCAUUUUAUUUGAUGGAACUCUGUGCUCGUGGCUCACUUGAAAAUUUGCUUAAAAACUUUCCUAAAUCAUCAUCGAAUUCAUCGCAGGAAAAAUUAUCAUUAUAUGAAACCCUUUCGAAACAGCCACAACUGUUAAUGACAGUUCACGAAGCAUAUGAACGAUGUAUUUUAACUGUUGAUGAUUUGAAAUUAGCAGCCUAUCAAGUUGCUCGUGGUGUUGAUUAUUUAAAUCGAAGGCAAAUAGCUCAUUGUGAUAUUGCAGCAAGAAAUGUUUUAGUUGAUUCGAGAUAUAUUAUGAAAAUAUGUGAUUUUGGUUUAGCGACAUGGACAACUUAUAAGAAUUAUCGUGAACAAUUUACACAAAAUCACAGUGUGCAACUUGAAAAGAAAAAUAGUGAAAUUGCAACACAUAAUUUAACACCGGAACUAGCAAAAGCUUUCCUAUGUGCAUCAACUCCAGAUGAACGAUUAUUAUUAAAUAAAGCAUCGAUUAAAGCUGAUGUAUGGUCUUUUGGAAUAUUUCUUUGGACAUUAUUUCUUAAAUGUCGAAUUCGUCCAUUCAAUAAACUAUUGGAAGAAAUAAAACGUAAUUCUAAAGGUGAAGAUUUUUUUCACCAACUUGCUAGUGUUAUCAAUGAAGGUCAUGUUCUUCACUAUAUUGAUUAUCAACCAGAAAUACCUAGAAAUAUUUAUGCAAUAAUUCGUGAAUGUCUUGUCGAAGAAAAUCAUCGGCCAGAAAUGACAAGAAUUCGUGCUUUUUUAUGCCAUUCAAAAAUGUUAUCAAAACAACCUUUUGAAUAUUAUCGAUCAGAAUAUAAUCGAUAUCAAGAAGAAAAUGCAACAGAUGAAAAUGUUGAAUAUUUUGGUGAAGAUCAAGGCGUCAGUAAUCUUCCAUCAUUCGAAGAUGAUAAUGGGACUAAUGAUAAUGAUGAUAGUUUCCCCCCAGCAUCGAAAGAUGAUGGGUAUUCAUCACCUAUAGAUAAUUCUCGAAAACAAUCUGAUUCAUAUCUCGUACCUAUCAAUGAUAAUCCUCGAAUCACUACCAAUACUAAUAACUCAAAAGAGAUUACAACUAAACCAAACAUUCCUCAAGUUGAUAUUCAACCUAUGCGGCCAACGAGACCUGCACCACCACCCCCAAUCUAA
Rotaria socialis is the source of this 4305-nucleotide messenger RNA. Lineage: Eukaryota; Metazoa; Rotifera; Eurotatoria; Philodinida; Philodinidae. The record is from the annotation of a GenBank genome assembly.